Molecule: messenger RNA, 1560 nt
Organism: Helicoverpa zea (corn earworm)
Lineage: Eukaryota; Metazoa; Arthropoda; Insecta; Lepidoptera; Noctuidae
Exons: 5
Coding region: 459-1556 (365 amino acids)
Molecular function (GO): nucleic acid binding
Source: RefSeq, a predicted model, not a curated record
UUGCGUUAAACGGAACGGAUCGCGUCGAUAAAGUUACAGUGCUACAAGGAUCUUUUGGCACGUGGCCGAUUUUGGAACUAACGCCGCCAUCUUGCAAAGCGUCACUUUUGACAGAUAGCUGAAGUUGGUGUUUGUUCGUGCUUUAAUUUAGUAAAAACCUUUAUAAAUUAUGCCAAAAGUGAUAAGAAGUGGUGUUAGAGAGGUGGUUUUAAAAGUGAAGGACUAUUUUAUGCAAGAAAAGCAAUCUUGUGCCCCGAUUAUUCCAUUUGAAAGGGUAAAUGAGCGUGUCGCAGCUGCAACAGGUAUAUCUUUACGGACUGUUGCAAGAAUUGGAAAUGAAGGAAGAUUGGCUGAUGCAUCAUCGAGUAAAAUAGUUACUCCCGGAAAAAAUAGAAAAACAAGAAAGGAUAAAAUUUUAAUGGACAAUUUUGAUAUUGGUGUUCUUAGACGAAAGAUCCAUGAAUUUUAUACUUUCAAAAAAAGAAAUACCAACAGUGAAUAAGUUGCUGCAAGUACUUAGAGAAGAGAUUGGAUUCACAGGCAGCCGAGAAAUUCUCAGACAACAUAUAAAAAUGAUUGGUUUUCGAUUCAGAAAAACUAUAAGCAACAGAAAGGUCCUCAUGGAACGUAAUGAUAUAACUGCUUGGCGUGCUCGUUAUCUGCAGACUUUAAAACAUAAUGACGAUACAGAAAAACUACCUGUAGUCUACUUAGAUGAGACCUAUAUUCACUCCGGUCAUACAGCUGGGAAAUGUUGGCAGAAUGAUGAUGAAGAUGGAGUAUUAGAGCCCAUCUCUAAAGGUCAAAGAUUUAUUAUCGUUCAUGCCGGAGGUAAUCAAGGCUUUGUGGAGAAUGCUUGCUUGGUGGUUAAGUCACAAACAAAGAGUGGUGACUACCACGACGACAUGAACCAUACAAAUUUAAAAAAAUGGGUUUUAGAAAAGUUGUCCCCCAAUUUGAAGGAGCCCAGUCUAAUUGUGAUGGAUAACGCACCAUAUCACAACACAAGCGUCAACAAACCUCCAAAUACAAGCAGUAGGAAAGAUGAAAUCAUCGAGUGGUUAAGAAUAAACAACAUUGAAUAUUCAGAAGAAUAUACAAGACCACAACUCUUAGAACUUGUAAAUAGAAACAAACCCGAACCAGUGUAUGCUGUGGAUGCUAUUUUAAAAGGACUGGGUCACAAGAUAUGUCGUUUGCCACCAUAUCAUUGUGAUCUAAAUCCCAUCGAAAUGAUUUGGGCAUCCAUGAAACGAAAAGUAGCCGAGAUAAAUAUUGGGAGGCCACCAAACCAAAUGCCUGACAUGGUACAAAAUGCAUUCGAUACCAUUUCUGUCGAGGAAUGGCGCAAUCAUUGUGGCCACGUUAAGAAACUGGAAGAAGAGUACCGAAAAAAAGAUGGAUAUUUGGACGAACCAUUUAUCAUACGGUUAUGCUCUGAUAGCGAGGAAAGCACUGACGACGAUGAUUCUCAGGAUGAAGAUGAUGAAGAAUUUAAUCGCAUGCAACCUCUGGACGUAGUUCUUGCAGAACAUAAUUAUAGUAAACGAAUUUAAUAUA